This is a messenger RNA of Pseudovirgaria hyperparasitica, 1571 nucleotides long. RefSeq lists its product as uncharacterized. Gene Ontology annotation, biological process: proteolysis. Gene Ontology annotation, molecular function: metallopeptidase activity. The record is from RefSeq and is a predicted model, not a curated record. Bases 192 to 1571 code for a protein of 459 amino acids. The transcript has 3 exons. Lineage: Eukaryota; Fungi; Ascomycota; Dothideomycetes; Acrospermales; Acrospermaceae.
CCCACGUCGGUCUGUCCAUACCAUUGAUCUAUCAGACGUUGAGCUAAAUAAGCCACUCGAUAUACUCAUCUGUUCGGGAUUAAAUGAUGUGAAAGAUGUUGCGAACGAUUCUCACAGAGCCGAAGUCUUUUCGACGACGAUAAUCGAUUCCUCACUCGAACGGCGCGUGCAGUCUAUACAGUGGCGCAGCAAUGCCAAGUGUUGCAUCUCGCAUAUCAGAAUUUACUAGUACAACAUCCCAUAAAGAUAGUCAGCGUGUUACUGCGGCAUCUUCUGGUCCAGUCCAAGCCAGGGAACGAGCUGUCCCCGACCCGAACACGUUCCCAGGUCCGCUUGUUUUGCCAUAUGACGACCUUGCGGACGACCCGAAGUGGCCCCCGCAGCCUUUCAAAGCUUGGAGGGAUGGAAGGUGGCGGAAUCCGGUAACGCCUGAGCGGCGCACUAUAUACCUUGCUGCUCCUCCUACCACGGCGAAGGCGUUGCAACAUGUGUAUGACUGGGCGAAGCCGAACCUCGACAGUGGAGAGAAUGGGAAGAAAAUAUACGCUGACUCAGCUGCAUGGCCCGGACCAGGAUGGACUAGCAGAUUGCAGACGGAAGUUUUUAUCUCGUACAUCGCAGCGUUCUACCAUCCGCUCCCGGUCAAAAUAUUGCACAAGCGACUGAAGUUUGUACCAUGGGAGAAUGACCAACCAAAGACGAAGAGACAAAGGACAUCUAGAAAGGAACAGCAAAACGAGAUUGCAAUUGCAACCGAUUCGGAGCUGAUUCAGAUCCGAAAUCGACCUUGCCCUGAUGACCUCUUUCCUCGACAGCUGAAUCUCUGUGACCUUUUGGAUGUUGCCAUUGAGGUGUUACCUGCAGACGCAUACGCACUACUAAUGCUGACUGAUCACGAUAUUUUCGAGAAUGAAGCAGACGAUUUCUGCUGCGGACGUGCAUUUGGGGGAAGCCGUGUCGCCGUGGUGUCCACAGCUCGCUAUCUCACCGAGCUUGACGCCAUGCAAGAUAUCGAUCACGUGCACUCGUGGCCGGCGAGUCAUUGCGCAAAAUACGUCAACAGAUACUGUGAUCUAUACUCUGACAUAGAUGAGAAUGACAAGAAGAGGAAAGAGGACGCGAAAAAACUGACAAAAGGAAGAAAGAACGGGAAAGCAAAAGGGAAGUCGAAGGGUACAGUGCUAUAUGAAUCCUCGCAACAUGGUUCCGCCUCGCCUAUGAGAGCGGCAAUCUCAGUCUACAAUGAGAAUUCUGAUAGGAACCUGCUUAUGGCGCGCGUGGCACGGACGGCAUGCCACGAGCUGGGACAUUGCUUCGGUAUAGACCAUUGUGUGUAUUACGCAUGUUCUAUGCAGGGCACAAGCUCAGCCGCCGAAGAUGCUCGACAGCCUCCAUAUCUCUGUCCUGUUGACCUGGAAAAGGUUCUUCAUGCAACAGGAGGCGAGGAAUUGAGCAGAUAUGAUGAACUCUUAAAAGUAUUUUUGAGGCAAAAGCGAGGAGACGAGGGGUAUGAACCUAAUUUCUUCCGCUCUUUGGUGGUCUCUGGGGGGAGGGUCACCAGCUCGACGUGA